Archocentrus centrarchus (flier cichlid) is the source of this 1179-nucleotide messenger RNA. RefSeq names its product olfactory receptor 6N2-like. Bases 1 to 1179 code for a protein of 392 amino acids. The transcript has 2 exons. Gene Ontology annotation, biological process: detection of chemical stimulus involved in sensory perception of smell; G protein-coupled receptor signaling pathway. Gene Ontology annotation, molecular function: olfactory receptor activity; odorant binding; G protein-coupled receptor activity. The record is from RefSeq and is a predicted model, not a curated record. Lineage: Eukaryota; Metazoa; Chordata; Actinopteri; Cichliformes; Cichlidae. Gene Ontology annotation, cellular component: membrane.
AUGCGGGGUUAUAACCUGGCAGCAGGUGGGCGCACCAUCGUGGAGACAGAUUGCGCGCGCAGAGGACAGAGCCUCCGCACACCUCGCAGCAUGCCGCGUUAUUCCCACCAGAUGUGGGGAUUAGAACUGGAGGUUGGAGGUGAAGCUGGAGGCGAGCCCGCAGGCUGGAGGAGCCCACCGCCCGAGAGCGACCGGCAUGACGGCCGGCGGCUGCCCUCUGAUGGCGGGCAACUGAAUGAGGAGUUAAAUGUUACCUAUAUAACUCUGGAUGGGUAUGUUGAAGUCAACAAGUACAGAUAUCUUUAUUUUUUUAUUAUGUUUACGUUAUAUAUUCUAAUAAUCUGCAGUAAUUCUAUUAUUGUGAAUCUCAUUUGUAUUCAUAAAAACCUUCAUGAGCCUAUGUACAUUUUCAUUGCAGCUUUGCUAUUGAACUGUGUUCUUUACAGUACAAUUAUUUACCCAAAACUUCUGAUUGACUUUUUAUCUGAAAAACAAGUCACAUCAUAUUCAGCCUGUCUCUUUCAGUUUUUUAUGUUUUACACUCUAGGCAGUUCAGAGUUUUUUCUCUUAGCAGCCAUGGCCUAUGACAGAUAUGUGGCUAUAUGCAAACCUCUGCAAUAUCCAAUUAUCAUGACAAAAACCACUGUGAGUAUUUUCCUGGUCAUAGCUUGGCUGGUUCCUUCUUGCCAUAUUGCAGUCCAAGCAAUCGGGAGUGCUGAAGCUAAACUGUGUGACUUUAACUUAAAAGGAAUAUUUUGUAACAAUGCAGUUUACACUCUUCAGUGUGAAAGGUCAAGAUUAAUUACUGUAUUUGGAGUGGUUUGUUUAUUAGAUCUUGUAAUACUUCCUAUGCUCUUCAUAGUUUUCACAUACAUGAACAUUUUUAUAGUCUCUUAUCGAAGUUGUAAAGAAGUCAGGAAGAAAGCUACAGAGACCUGUUUACCCCACCUGUUAGUUUUAAUCAGCAUUUCCUGUUUAAGUAUCUAUGAUGUCAGUAUAGCUCGCGUGGAAUCUGAUUUUCCAAAAACUGCAUGUUUAAUAAUGACUUUACAAAUAGUGCUCUAUCAUCCUUUGUUUAAUCCAUUUAUUUAUGGGCUCAAAAUGAAGGAAAUUUCUAAACACCUAAAGAGAUUGCUUUCUCAGGCCAAAAUCAUUUCAUGCAUUAACACUGAAUGCUAA